AUGCAGUUUGAAAGUCAAGUUCAAGGUUUUCAACAAGAAAAAUUGAAAUUUGAGGAAAUAACCGAAAUCAACAUGAGCCCAAAUGCUUCAAAAAACUCGACAGAGAAGCUAAAGUGUAGACAUAACUAUCGUUUCUUAAAGGAAACGGUCAGAGAAGCCUAGUCUUAUGGUAACUACCGUCUAAAUAUAAUGUUUAGCAAAAACAUGGGAAAGGUCGAACGGCGUUUCCAAGCACUUGAGGAAGAAACGAGAGAACUUAAAGCACUUUUGGAGAGCCUAGAUGUAAUAGAGCCGAGAAAUGUUGUCAGUAGUGUUCAAGAAGUUGCACUCAAAGAUCUUGCAUUUGUGACAGCUGCAACUCGAGAUCAUUUCGAUGAAGCCUACAAGUGCAUUUUUUAA
Messenger RNA from Enterobius vermicularis (human pinworm), 399 nucleotides. NCBI's taxonomy places the organism in Eukaryota, Metazoa, Nematoda, Chromadorea, Rhabditida, Oxyuridae. The record is from the annotation of a GenBank genome assembly.